AUGGCCACGUUGCCAGGGUCCGCAGAUGGCAAGCAUAUGUAUCAGACCGGGGACGUCCGCUCGACAGGAUCGGUGGAUGCGUGGAUUGAGACUACGGAACAGAAGCUGCGAAGGCUGGACGGCGCAGUGAACAUGGCUGGCGUGAUCACGAAGACGGCACACGUUGAUCAGGUGGAGGGACAAGGAUUGGGAGUUCGUAAUGAGCGUCAAUGCGACGAGGGUGUUCAAGUGCUUGCGAGCAGAGCUGACAGCGGACGACACCAGGUCUCUGCAGCAAGUCCGUUUGGACAGGUUGGAGCGCCGGGCAAUGUCGCAUAUUGCGCGAGCAAAGCCGCUGUCAUAGCGGCGACACGAACGGCGUCAAAGGAGAAUCAGGAGAUCCGAGUGAACUGCAUUGCUCCAGGUCCAGUGAACACGCCACUUUCGGCCAGCAAAAAUCUGGAGGAUGUCAAGCAUAGCUUGCAGAUAACAGCGCAGAAGCGGAGAGCCGAGACGGGCGAAGUGGCAAGUGUCAUAGCCUUCUUGCUGAGCGACGAGGCGUCUUUCGUUACUGGAGCUGUAUAUAAUGUUGAUGGUGGUUGGGUGUGCUGA
This is a messenger RNA of Cyphellophora europaea CBS 101466, 591 nucleotides long. RefSeq lists its product as uncharacterized. The coding region runs from base 1 to 591 and encodes 196 amino acids. The transcript has 3 exons. The record is from RefSeq and is a predicted model, not a curated record. Lineage: Eukaryota; Fungi; Ascomycota; Eurotiomycetes; Chaetothyriales; Cyphellophoraceae.